Molecule: messenger RNA, 5729 nt
Organism: Menidia menidia (Atlantic silverside)
Lineage: Eukaryota; Metazoa; Chordata; Actinopteri; Atheriniformes; Atherinopsidae
Source: the annotation of a GenBank genome assembly
AGCAGCUUCCUAUUGGUCAACUGGGUUGCCCCGCCAGUAGAGUCGGGAAACAGCGCCAUAAUUGAAAAGCUAAUAACUUAGUCUCAACACUGCCUUUUUCUGGUUAAAUAUAUCAAUCAUACAACGAUGAACGAGGGUAAACUCUUUAGAAAGGUGGUCGCUUAAUUAAACAUUUAACCGCUGUUCGAGGGAGUUUAGGUUCGCACUAUCUGUAAGGCAGAUGCGUUUCCGAACAGGAGGCUAACAAUGCUAGCUCCCGCUAACAGGUGUUAGCCGAAUUAAAGCCACUGCUGUUUUUAUUUGCCUCUUAUAGCUCAACUUUUUACUCCCUGAAAACAAAUGAGCUACCCAGUCAACCUACAGGCUUUACCCAGCGGCAUUCUAGAGGAGGUAUUUACUCCGGAUAAUAUGCGGGGAAGAGCCUCCAUGAGCUCGCUGUCUCCGUUAAGUUUCCCCAAAUCCAGAUCGGCUCUGUGGGACAGCAGCCCGAUGGGAGAGAAGCUCCACCUCCAGUUCUGUACUAGCAGGAAGCCGCGAGUGGUGCUGCUGGAAAAGGCUCUCCGUCUGGCGCAGCGUCACCUCCGCCGCAGCAACAAGCCCCGCCUCCUCUGCUUCUUCCUGGGUUCAGUGGCCAUUGACAAAGAUGAGGAGGGUUUGACGGUGACUCUGGACCGCUUUGAUCCGGGUCGGGAUCAGGCCGGCAGCCCGGGCCGGGUCCCCUCCACUCUGGUGCCCGGGGACGUCCUGGUUUCCUGUUUGUUCUAUGCUCAGUCUGAGCUGAAGCCUGACGCUGCCGUCCAACCAGAGGCGGAGCUUCAUCAGUGCUUUAAGCUGCUGCAGCAGGCGGUGAGCGGCAGGCAGUCUCUGGAUCUCUCCCAGCUGCUGAGAAUCAGAGCUUGCGUGUUCUGCUCGCAGCAGUCCGAUGCCACGGCGUUCGCUCUCAGCUGGUCGGCCGUCUGCCCUGCUGUCAGCGUGGACGUCCAGCCGGUCCGAGCCAUCCCCAUCAUCCCCACCGCCCUGCUGAGGAGCCUGACCAGCGUCGGCCGACCACUGCAGCACACCGGCCGACAGAGGGGGUUUCUGACCAUGGACCAGACCAGGAAGCUCGUCCUGCUGCUGGAGUCUGAUCCUAAAGCCUCAAAACUGCCACUGGUCGGGCUCUGGCUGAGUGGAGUGGCACAUGUCUCCAACCCUCGGGUGUGGGCGUGGUGUCUGAGGUUCAUGUUCAGCUCCGCCCUCCAGGACAGGGUUCUAUCAGAAAGCGGCUGUUUCCUCCUCGUUGUGUUCGCCUCCACCCACAGAGCUCCUCAGUUCUUCCAGUGUCGAGGCUCUGGAGCCGGACCAGGUUCACAGAUGGGCUUCCAUCUGCUGACCGCCUCCCAGUCUGUCACACUGUACCAGCAGUGUUCUCCGGCGGAGGGUCGGGCUCUGCAGUGUGAGCUGGGCUCAGAGGAGCGGAGCAGGCCGGCCGAGCUGUUCAGAAACGCUCAGAUGUCCUACAGCAGCUCGCCUCCGCCCGCCGCAGGCCUCUCUGACCAGGACUCCGGCGUGGAGGACGAGGACUUUUCUCCCCGCCCGUCCCCAAGCCCCCACCUCCCGGCCCCUCAGGCCCCUAGGGUUCAGCCGUCGGUUCCUGAGCUCUCUCUGCUGAUCGACAGCAGCUUCACCUCCAAUCACAGCUUGGGCUCCGCCCACAAGAAGCCGGCUCCACCAGUCGGGCCCUCCUCCAAACCUGUUCCCCCUCUUCAGCUCCACAGCACCCCAAACUCCAACCUGCAGCUGCCCUGCACCUGCUGCUCCACCCACAACUGCACCUCCAUCGUCCCCUCCCCGGCGCUCCUCCCCGCUGCUGCUCCACCUGCCUGCCCACACCACACUCCUCCACCCUCACACCUCCGCUCUGCUCCUCCUCAACAUUUAAAUAAGCAAACCCCUCCACCCUCACGCCUCCGCUCUGCUUCUUCUCCUGCUUUAAAUACGCAGACUCCUCCACCCUCACACCUCUGCCCUGCUCCUUCUCCUUCUUUAAAUAAGCAAACUCCUCCACCUUCCAUCCUCCGCUCUGCUCCAUCUCCUUCUUUAAAUAAGCAAACCCCUCCACCCUCACACAUCUGCCCUGCUCCUACUCCUUUAAAUAAGCAAACCCCUUCACCCUCACACCUCUGCCCUGCUCCUACUCUUUUGGAUAACCAAACUCCUCCAGCUUCACACCUCCACUCAGCUCCAUCUCCUUUUUUAAACAAGCAAACUCCUCCCCCUUCCAUCCUCCGCUCUGCUCCAUCUCCUUCUUUAAAUAAGCAAACCCCUCCACCUUCACAUCCCUGCCCUGCUCCUACUCAUUUAGAUAAACAAACUCCUCCAGCUUCACACCUCCACUCUUCUUCUCCUCCUUUAAAUAAGCAGUCUCCUCCACCUUCCAUCCUCCAGUCUUCUCCUACCAGUAAGCCUCACCCCGUCCCGAUCCUGACUUCAGACCCAUGCUUUCCCCCUCCUCCCAGCGAUUACUCUCCUUCUCCUCACCCAUCCUGUCCAGCAGCAGCGGGCCCCGUGUCCCCCCUCUGGCCCCCCCGCCCCCCCUGUCGCUGCGAUCACGUCGGGCAGCCAGACACCUACCAGCUCCUGCUCCAUCAGGAUCGCCAGCUGCGCCUCCUGCAGGCUCAGGUCCAGAUGCUGCUGGAGGCUCAGGGGAAGCUGCAGUCUUCCACCCAGCCGGCUUCCUCUCAGACGCCCACAAGCACAGCCAGCGUUGCCGUGGGAACAGGCGCCAGCUUAUUCUGGGGCAGCAGUCCCCAGCAGGAGGAACCAGCCCCUCCUCCCUCCUCACCCAAACCUCCCCCUUCAGCCUCCUCCAGCCCCUCCACCUCAUCACACGAGCCAUCUGCCACCAAACCCGUCAAUGCUCCUCAAAAUGACGAGGAAGCAGCUCAGGCGGCACCCUGCUCCCCUCCUGCUGAACACAGCCUCGACCGCCUGCAGAGUCCAGUUCUGGGAGAAAGUGUCAGCAUGUACGAACCUGAAGAGGAGCAGCAGAGCUUCUAUCAGAACCUGAUGACUCAACUCAGCAGUCGCCUCCAGGAGGCUGACGCCCAACAGGAGGCCGAGGAGGAGUCCAGGAGGCAGAGCCUGUCCGUCUCUGACCGCCCCCAGACCUGCCAGCAGAAGACGGAGGGGGACCCGGUGGUCACAGCCACCCUGAGGCGGCUGCAGCAGCUCGGAGUGGACGUGGACCAGGAAGUCCUGACCGAUUCAGACAGGAACCGGGCCAAAGCCGUGGAAAGCGCCAGCACGCUGGCGAGCAUCAGCCCGGCAGCGGUCAUCUCCAGACUGAGCGUUUCCGAGCCAACGGCCAGCACGCUGUUCCCCGGGGGCAGCGUGGACCUCAGCCUGGAGGCCAAUGCCAUCGCCCUGCGCUACCUGAGCGACUCGCAGCUCUGCAGGCUGUCACUUGGAGGCCACGCCCCCCAGAAAAUCCCCGCCCCCUCAUCUGGCAAUUCCCUCCUGUCACCUAGCAACAUGUCUCUGGCCACCAGGAAGUACAUGAGGAGGUACGGGCUGAUCGAAGAGGAGGAUGGUGAGGAAGAAGAGGAAGAGACGCCGGCAGCUCGUCAGCCGCUCACUGAAGCGCAGAACACGAAGCCCCUCCCACAAAGUCAGCUGAUCAGAGACCUGCGGCCCAAAAUGCAGCUUUUAGCCGACAGCGAAGACAAGGAGAACCGGGCCAGAAGGCAGCCAUCUUUGAACCGGGCGGGCAGCCGCCUGCCUGAGGGCUCGGACACUGACCUGAAUUCAGCUCAAACUGCACACAUCUGCCUGCCCGAACACACACCGCUCUACCUGCUCAGGAUGAGGGCUUCUGAUUGGCUGUUGUUUCUGGCCUCCCUGCCUUUGCUUUCUUUUGCCCAACGUCCGGAUAUCUGUGCCGCUAAGCCCAGAGACCUGUCUCUGGAGCCCCGCUGCAUCCACCGGAGCCCAGACCCGGAGGCCACCGAGGCCCCCCAAGAACCGGAACAGAUCCCAGAGUCCACCAACCCCCGAGUCUGGGAGCUGUCGAAGGCCAACAGCCGCUUCGCCCUUUCUCUGUACAAACAGCUGGCCAAUGGGAGGACCCCGGAGAAAAACAUCUUCAUGUCGCCAAUCAGCAUCUCCACCGCUUUCGCCAUGACCAAACUGGGCGCCUGCAACCAGACGCUGGAGCAGAUCAUGAAGGUGUUUGAGUUUGACACCAUCAAAGAGAAGACGUCUGAUCAGGUCCAUUUCUUCUUCGCCAAACUAAACUGCCGCCUGUACAGAAAGAAGGAUGAAACCACAGAGCUGAUCUCUGCCAACCGGCUGUUUGGAGAUAAAUCUCUUUCGUACAACGAGACAUACCAGAACAUCAGUGAGACUGUGUAUGGAGCCAAACUACUGCCGUUAAACUUCAAGGAUAAUCCAGAAAAAGCCAGAGUUACUAUCAACAACUGGAUUUCCAACAAGACAGAAAACCGGAUUCAAGACACGCUGCCUUCAGGGGCAGUGGAUAGCAACACAGUCUUGGGUCAGUGGAGGAACAAAUUUGACAAAGACCUCGUGUUCAGCAGCGACUUCUUCGUCAGCGAGAGUAGAACCUGCACGGUCGACAUGAUGUACCAGGAGACCAAGUUCAGGUACAAGUAUUUCCCCGACGACAACGUGCAGCUGCUGGAGAUGCUGUACAAAGGAGAGGACAUCACCAUGGUGAUUGUCCUGCCGAGCCAAGGCACACCGCUCAGUGUGGUGGAGGCGGAUCUGGACCUGAAGAAGCUGAACGGGUGGCUGGACCAGAUGAAGGAAACAACCGUGGCCACGUUUGUGCCGCGCUUCAGGGUGGAGGAAAGCUUCAAUCUGAAGCAGAAGCUGCAGGAGAUGGGGCUGAGCGACCUGUUCAGCGCUGAGAAGGCCAGCCUGCCAGGGAUAAUGGAAGAUGGAUCUGAUGGGCUCUUUAUAUCUGACGCCUACCACAAAGCAUUCCUGGAGGUGAAUGAGGAGGGCAGCGAGGCGGCGGCAGCUACUGCUGUGGUGGCAGUCGGACGCUCCAUUAACUUUAAUCGGGAAGUUUUUCAGGCGGAUCGCCCUUUCCUUCUGAUCAUCAGAGAAUCCACCAUCAACACACUUCUGUUUGUCGGCCGUGUGGCCGACCCCUGCAACCAAUAAAAACUGCUCAACACAAUCAAGUGUUGGCUUGUAGUUUUGCUUUACCUUUUCACCUUCUACGUGUGUCUGGUUGUGUAUGGAUUUAAUUUCAGAUGACACAUCAAGGGGAAAUUACAUAUCUAAAUCCCCCAACAGGUAGUGGGUCAGGGGGGCUAUUUUUAAGGAUGUGCCCUGAACAUGGCUGCCAUCUUGAGAGAAACCAUACUGGAUCAAGGGCAGGUUUUUCAAUGCUAAGGCGGUCAUGUAUUCUACCAAAGAAUAGAAGUGUCUCAAAUCGAAAGCAGCAACCAGAUUGGUUAUAUUUCUUUUGGUUCAAAGGUUAGCAACAGAGACAGCUGCACAACAGCCGGGAACACUGGUGUAAUGCGCGGUUAUUUGUUGUGCCCAGGACCAGGGGCAGCACACUGGACACCUCAAAUGAUUGGGCAUCACCAGCAAUGUUGCAGAUAUUGUUUCUGCAUAUGCUCUUAAACACAUGAAGAAACUCAAAGAUUAAAAGGCUAACACUAACUGUGUUACAUUGCUGGAAGCUAAUGACAUUUUUGUCUGAUUCUGAGUCG